UAUUUUGAUUGAACACGAAGGCGAUUUCAAUUUCAAAUUAUAUUUUCCUCGAAAGAAGUUUCGAAAGUGGUUGGAUUCAAUUUUGUGAAAGAAAAUUUGCAUAACUUAACUAGAAAAUUUGUUAAAUAGUCAAAAAUGAGUGGGGAAAAUUAUCGCAGUGCGACGAAAUCGCACGACCCCGGCUGGAAUGACCCUCCCAAGCUGAGCUAUGCCGGAACCGGCACCCCACCACCCACCAAAUUCAACCUCAACAAGCGAGUUGCCUUUCCGCUGGCAACAUCCGCAGCGACCACCACGCUUCCUCCAACGACAGCUGCCGGAGCAAGUUCGUUGCCUCAGUUUAUUCCGGCUGCCACUGCCGGCCAAAGUAGGCCACCUGUUGGUGGUGUCGGCCUUCCUCCAGCAGUGGUGGGGCCUCCUCCACCGGUGGCGGCAGUGGGUACACCUCCGAAAGUUGCACAACCGGGUUCGACGGAGGCCGAAACGGAAUUUCCCUCUGACGAAGAAAUGAAGCAACUUGUGGAGCGGACAUUCCGGGACUUUGUUGGAAAGCUUGACAGUUCGACACAGGCUGGAGUGCAACGAAGGCUGGAUUCCAUCAGCUGGAAGGAUUUGGGGGAUGCAUUAAUGAGGAAAUUGUUUCGCUUUGCAAAAGCACUCACGGAUGGAAACUCAACGUUGGCCAGUUCCAUCCACCGGGCUAUCAUUGUGGAUCACGGAAAAUUGAGCGUUCAAUGGGCACCGGCGUUGCGACAACUGAUGUUGACCCUGGAGCCAAAAACAACUCCGCAAGAAUCGGCCGCGGAAGGAAUCAUGAAACCCAUUUGAUUAGGAGCUGUUUGUUGAUUUAUUGUGCAAUUCAGUUGGUUUUUGUUUCAAUCGAGUCCAAACACAAACAGAUUGUUGGUUUGGUAAUAUUUAGCUGUUUUUGUGAUUGUAUUGCUUUCUAUAAUGUUGUAUCGCAUUUAGGCAGACUGAGAGAAUAAAACUCCUUUUCCAAAAAUUUCUUGGAAAAA
Culex quinquefasciatus (southern house mosquito) is the source of this 1016-nucleotide messenger RNA. Its product is annotated as steroid receptor RNA activator 1. Gene Ontology annotation, biological process: regulation of transcription by RNA polymerase II. The transcript has 4 exons. The record is from RefSeq and is a predicted model, not a curated record. Lineage: Eukaryota; Metazoa; Arthropoda; Insecta; Diptera; Culicidae. Gene Ontology annotation, cellular component: nucleus. The coding region runs from base 136 to 828 and encodes 230 amino acids.